CUGGGGCACACCCGCUUUUCUCUACUCCUCUUGCAGCGCCAGCUGGCGGCGGAGGCAAGGUGCGUCGAAUGCGAAGGCUUUGGGCGACGCCAGUCACAAAUCCACGCCGCACGCCAGCCUUGGCCAGCCUCGAGUCACAAUCGCUCACGGAGACUAAAACAUACAUAUACACACCCACAGUUUUGGUCCUCACUAAUGUCUUGGCAACUUAGCGCAACUGGGAUCUCAGCUGUAUGACUGGAUUGAAGGGGGGAAGCGAGGUGUCUUGGUGUCUCUGGUCUGUGGAGGUGGUGUCAAAGGCCAGGUUGGGCUUCAGUCAAUCAAAUCCACACGAGCAAACCGAUUGAAACGGGCCCCUCUCUCUUUUCAUCAACAAACAAAAAAAAAAAAAAAAAAACUCCGCCUGCCAGCGUUAGUCCAGUCGCUCUCCCUUCAUACCUUCUCCGCACGUCUAGCGACCGACCCUUCAACCCUCUCUGGCAAUUUCUUUCUUCGCCCAUAUCUUUCAAACCGCAACUUGGCGGCACGACUUAACAAUCUGGAAACGGGCCGUGAAUAAUCGCAGAAAAAUCAGAAGUCGCUAGCGACCGACACCAUACCGAUAGAAUUUUGGUCAAACCUCCAUCAACGGCGUAGUGGCCCCGUUGGCUCCCACGUCCAUCGUCACCAUCAUGAACGUUCUGCUCACACCACAACCGACGCCCUUUCCUCACCAAUACGAAACCUCACGACUAUCACCUCAACGAUCUCUUUCUCCCUACACAAACAUGACUUCCCGCAAGCGAAAGGCCGACGACAACGAGGGCGACGAGAUGUCAGUGUCGCCACUCAGCUCUCCUGCGAUUCCGUCAAGACAUCUUUCCAGACCCUCAAAAAAGAUUCGAGCCGCCGAGGCCUCGGGCCGUCCACUCCCAUUACCUAGGCUACUUGAGACGCUUGACACCACGCAGCUCCGAACGGUCUUGCAAAAAAUUUGCGAGCGACAUCCGGAUAUUGGACAGGAGGUCGUCAACGGCGCCCCGCGGCCUUCUGUCGGCUCGGCGCUCGGAAUCCUGCGAGACUACCAGCAAAGACUACGGGGAGCGAUCCCAUAUGGCCAAACGAGCUCAGACUAUACGUACUACAGGGUCAAGCAGCCGCUCAUGGCGCUUGUGGAUGCCAUUUCAGAUUUUACGCCGCAAUUCCUGCCGCCGAUAGAAACCCAAGUCACGGCCUCGCUGCAGUAUCUCGAUGGAGCGACAAAGGUUGUGCACGAACUGCCGGAUUGGGACAGCCAGGCUUACCGACAGCACAAAGACAAUGCAUACGAUGAGAUUUCGAGAGCUUGGGCUCUGGUCAUCACGGAGGCCUCAAAACGUGGCGGAGGCUUCGUCUUGCACACUGGAGGCUGGGAUCAGAUGCUGGCUAAACACAACCAACAGUCGGGUGGGAGACUAGGGUCUGCAAUGCAGGCCAUGGCUAGCAACGGCUGGAUCGGCAACAACAGCCCCAAUAACCAGAAUGCCUCGGCAUCGUCGUCGUCCGGCUCCGGAGCCGGAGGCGACCCAAACUCUAUCCUCAACCAGCUGGUGAACGGCACAUACGGAAAUCCUGUUCGUGUCGGGCCGUGGUAGGGAAACUGCCCGCCUUGAGCUUUCCAGGCUUAUCUCUGUCCACGUGCCGCAUCGUCUUCACUAGCCACGAAAGUUACGACUACUGGUGUUUACCUACUUUGUUCUCGGAAAGCUUUGUUUUAUCCGCAACCAGGAAUCGAUUUUUCUCUCUUUUUUUUUCUUUUGGGGGGUUGGAGUAUUUUAUACCUUGCUAUUCACGACGGCGUUUGCAUUUAUUUUGAGUCUGUCUUCACUUGUUUUUCCACCGGUAUCAUAACGCCAGAUAUCCGCCAUAAUUCCAUACCUCUUUCUGAUGUUUUUAUUCUUUAUAGCAUAUCACUUCUUAUUACUGUCACCUUGCAAUUUCAUGCUCUGCAUAUGGGAUGUCCUUCCACGAGGAACAUGUCCCGAUAGCAUUACAUUAUUUUCCACUCGCACAGCUGUCCGCAUCCCAUUCCAUAUUCAAUCAUGAACCUGCUGUUCCUUUUAUCACUGCUGCACUUCCAUUUUGCAUGUAUGGAAUCCCACAUAUAGGAUCGCUAAGGCAAAUAUAAGUACUUAGUUAACGCGUAAUGUGGUUGUC
Pyricularia oryzae 70-15 is the source of this 2175-nucleotide messenger RNA. RefSeq lists its product as uncharacterized. The record is from RefSeq and is a predicted model, not a curated record. The transcript has 2 exons. The coding region runs from base 672 to 1613 and encodes 313 amino acids. NCBI's taxonomy places the organism in Eukaryota, Fungi, Ascomycota, Sordariomycetes, Magnaporthales, Pyriculariaceae. Gene Ontology annotation, cellular component: nucleus. Gene Ontology annotation, biological process: nuclear protein quality control by the ubiquitin-proteasome system; proteasome localization.